AUGCAGCUUUUUCUGGUGACUUUUUUGUGGCUGGUGCAGCUGGAUGUGGGGGUGGGUUUCUCAGAGGAGGAUGGAGAGGUGUCGGCAGAGGAGUGGCAGCAGGAUGCAGCUGUGGAUCCGGGUCUGACGGCGGCUGUGGAGGCGCUGGUGAAGAGGUCCAAGGCUCUGCGCUUCUACGGACUCAUGGGAAAACGCUCAGGAGCAGCCAACGAGAAACCAAUUAAAGUAGAUAGAAAGAAGAAAGGAGAGAUGUUUGUUGGUCUGAUGGGACGGAGCGUAUCAGAACAUUUGCCGAGAACUCGUCCUUCACCUGCGUCCGAUUCUCCGGAGAAAUCGCAAAAGCAAGGUUCUCAAGAGGAAUGGCUCCGGAUCAUCUACUGA
This is a messenger RNA of Knipowitschia caucasica, 381 nucleotides long. The record is from the annotation of a GenBank genome assembly. Lineage: Eukaryota; Metazoa; Chordata; Actinopteri; Gobiiformes; Gobiidae.